Solanum dulcamara is the source of this 4738-nucleotide messenger RNA. RefSeq lists its product as uncharacterized. Bases 233 to 3943 code for a protein of 1236 amino acids. The transcript is spliced from 7 exons. Gene Ontology annotation, biological process: nuclear-transcribed mRNA catabolic process, nonsense-mediated decay. The record is from RefSeq and is a predicted model, not a curated record. Lineage: Eukaryota; Viridiplantae; Streptophyta; Magnoliopsida; Solanales; Solanaceae.
UAAUUUUUACCUCUGACUAGCUUUCCGUACUUUCUGUCUUCCGUUUCAACGGAUUUGACGGCAAAUUAUCAACCGAUACUUUUACCGCCGACAACCGACCUCCGACCAUCGCCGUCGAUUUCCACAUAGCACUGUUUCUUAUUCAUCGUCCAGAGGACUUAUUGGUUGCCGAAUUUGGGUUCUGAUGGAAGAUAUUGUUAUACACAGGUGAUUCUGUCUGCUGUCGGUUUCAAUGGACUCCUCAAAACCAAACCCUCAGUCCAUGCGAGUCCUAAUUCGACCUCCAAUUCCACCUUCUCACUCUCAAACUCCCCCCGUACCCCCUAGCCAUGCCCAAGUUCCGGCCCCUUCUCCCCACCUUCCUCCAUCAACCUCAUCGGAAGCACCACCCACCUCCCUCUCUCCAUUAAACCCUCAAAGCGGCGUCGUUGUGGUUGGUUUCAUCGGAAAACGCCACGAUGACGUCGCUUACCUAAUGAACCGGAUUAUCGAUUCUAAUGUGUUUGGCUCCGGGGGUUUAGAUAAGCCAAUGUUUGUUGAUAAACCGGAUGAAAAGACGGAUUUUGCUGUAACCGCCGACAUGAAGAGUUGGUUUGAGUGUAGGAAUAUAAGCUACUAUCACGACGAGGAAAAGGGGAUUUUGUUUUUGCAAUUUACUUCAACUCGAUGCCCUCUGAUGGAAGACAAUUUGGAGUCUAAGAUGGGAUUUGAUUCACUGUUGGAAGACUACGAAUAUGGGGAUCUCCAAGCUAUGCUCUUUAUGUUCUCUGUUUGUCAUGUUGUAGUAUUUAUCCAAGAAGGGCCACGCUUUGACACCCAGAUACUGAAGAAACUUCGCAUCUUGCAAGCAGCUAAACAAGCAAUGACUCCAUUUGUUAAGUCACAAUCUCUGUCAUCCUCUUUGUCUGGCUCACCUUUUGCAUCUCCAUCACGUAGAGCUGCAUCAGGAAGAUCAUCUAACAAUCCUUCGCCUGUGAAAAGCCGUGGCAUUUUCAACCGAAAUAAUUCAGCAAUUACUCUGAUGUCAGGUUUAGGUUCAUCCUCUUUAUUACCCGGGCAGUGUACUCCAGUUACACUUUUUGUUUUUCUUGACGAUUUUGCUGAUGAUUAUCCUAGUUCUAGUGUUGAGGAGCCAGCUGAUAUUUCCUCAGCGAAUCAAUCAUCAAAUGUUGGUGCCUCGGCUCGGCCAAGCUUGGCUCCAAAAGGUUCUGGUUCUGUGGUUGUGCUUCCACGCCCUAUGAGUAAAUCUGAAGGUGGGUUUAGGAAGAAAUUGCAGUCUUCUCUGGAGGCACAGAUUCGAUUCUCCUUUAAGAAAUGCCGGACACUGUCAGGUUCUGAAACUGGUCAUACAGGUUCAAGAAGUGGGGGUGUGUCAAAUUCGGCAAUGCUGUUUUCCCUGGAUGCAUCAAAGGCUGUUGCACUUUUAGAUAUAACCUCUAAUAAGAGAGGUGAAUCCCUUGAAUUUGCCACUGGCCUUGUGGAAGAUGUUCUGAAUGGAAAAGCGACCUCAGAUUCUCUGCUAUUUGAAAGUCAUAGCCAGAGUGCAAAUAGAGAAGACUUACUUUCUAUCAAUGAGUUCAUCUGCAGGCAGACUGAUAUAUUAAGAGGAAGAGGGGGUGUGUUUUCGAAUACUAACAGUGGUCCAGCUUCUGGUGUUGGCAUGGUUGCUGUUGCUGCAGCUGCAGCAGCUGCUUCUGCUGCUUCUGGAAAGACAUUUACUUCUCCUGAACUUCCACAUUUGGAGAAAUGGUUAUCUUCUAGUCAGCUUAUUCUGCAAGCUAUCCUGUCAGCAAAAUAUGCCAUUGCAGACGAGACUGAAAUUAGUAAGAGGAGGCAAAGAAAUUCUGUUUCACCAUCUCUUGAAGGAAAUGCUUCAAAAGUUUCAGAUCCACUUGAAAUUGCAAUGUCUUUUUUGGCGAGUGGUAGAGGGAUAAAUACUAGGUUUUCUACUUUAUGGUGCCAAAAGGCCCUUCCAAUAGCUAAGGAGACAUAUUUAAAUGAGUUGCCUCCGUGCUACCCAACUUCUCAGCAUAAGGCCCAUUUGGAGAGGGCUCUGCAUGCUUUCAAUUCAAUGGUCAAGGGACCUGCUGUGCAGUUAUACUUGAAGAAACUGGAAGAGGAAUGCACAUCCAUCUGGACUUCUGGCAGGCAACUAUGUGAUGCUGUUAGCCUCACAGGAAAACCAUGCAUGCACCAAAGGCAUGAUGUAGAAACUGGUGGUUUAUGUUCAAGUGAUGAGAUUAAGAUACAUUCCAGUGGGUACGUCUUCCUCCAUGCAUGUGCAUGUGGUCGUUCAAGACUCCUGCGGCCAGAUCCUUUUGAUUUUGAAACAGCAAAUGUUACUUUUAACCGUUCCAUGGAUUGUGACAAGCUUCUUCCAACAAUUCAGUUACCCCAAGGAAGUGAUACAAGUGGGCCCAUUCAUUCCCCAGCUUGGAGUUUAAUCCGAGUUGGGAAUGCAAGAUACUACCAACCGUCUAAAGGUUUGAUGCAGAGUGGCUUCGGUUCUACCCAAAAGUUUCUUCUAAGGUGGACUAUCCUCCUUGAGAAGCCUAAAUAUGAGAAUGAUUUACUAUCAAGCAAUUCAGAGCAAGCAAAUAUAAAUAGGUUUAGUAGCAAUGCCAGGGAUGAGCCUAACACAAAUUCAGGCAUAGAGAAGGCUGGUGAUUUGAGUGUGCAAAAUGGAUAUCAAAUGCAAAAGAAGUCUUCUGCAGGAAAUAUCAAACCAGAUGAUAAAGUAAAUAAUUUAGGUAAAGGAGUUUCCAACUUUAAUAUGAGAAAAGCUUUUUCUGAGGUGGUAGCUGGUUCAACUUCUGCAAAUUCAGGAUUUCCUCCGCUACAAUCAAAUAGACAAAUUAUGUCAAAUUCAGAAAAGAGUAUUAAGCCAAAAAGUGCAAGAGAAGGAGGUAGAGAGAAGGUUAAUGGGAUUAGUGAUGAACAAGUAUCGGAAAAAGUUGCUCUAAUUCCUGCUAUUCAUGAAGUUAAGAAUCAUAGUACUAUUGUUUCUAAUGAUGUUACUAAAGGUAAUCAAAUUUUUCAGAUAGGCACACAUUUGGAUUCAAUGAAGAUGAAUAGAAUUGAGAAGACCAGACCAGUUACCUCUUUUAAACAUGCAACAGUUUACAUUGGAUUUGAGCAUGAGUGCCCCCGUGGGCACCGUUUUAUAUUAACUGCAGACCAUCUCAAUAGACUUGGUUCUCCUUAUGCAUUGCCCAUAGAAUCUGUCGCCCCUUCAUCUUCGGAAAAUAUAGAUCAUAAGGGGGUAGGUCCCUUCCGAGGGGGUAAGAAUGGUGGCCAUGGCAAAGGUCGCCGGCUGGCAAAUGGGAUGAUUUCUACUUCCUCUAGGAAGCUCAGGAAUCUGGAAAAGUCAAAUGAGGGGUCAGAUGACGGAAUUUCAAACUUAGAAGGGCCAGCUCAGUUUUCCAGGCAUCCAGUACAUGCUGUACCAGGAAAAGAUCUUGAAACUGGUCUUCAAUCUCUAAAUCUGAAUGACUCUGGCUAUACUACCUCCUUGUUAGAUAGAAGUUUGCCCAUAUACAUGAACUGCCCCCAUUGCAUGGAAUUGAAGAGUAAGAAUGACCAAACAGAUGUGAGAUUUGCAGGAACCAUUUCACAGCUCCAGAGGAUCUUUCUGGUUACACCUCACUUCCCUAUCAUUUUAGCAGCAAACCCAGUCAUACAGUUUGAGGAGUCAUGUCUCCCUCCAUCUGUGCCAGACCGUAAAAAGAAGUUGCAAUUUUGUCUUGGAUGUCGAGUAAUUUUACCCCCAGAGAGUUUUCUGUCACUUAGACUACCUUUUAUUUAUGGUGUACAGCUGGAAAAUGGAAACCUCCAUCCUCUCAUGCCUUUUGAACAGCAGCCUGAACUCACUGCCUGGAUAACCAAAGGCACAACAUUGCAGCUUGUAUCCAAGGAUAUCAUUCAUGAGGAGCUUUUCACAUAGUCCAGUGGAUAAGGUCUAAUCUAGUUGGUGCUGACUGAAUUUUAUUAAGCAUCUUGAGCAGCAAUUCUCGGACAGUUCUCUGCCAUCAGAUGCUUGCAGGAUAACCAUCUAAGUUUUAUUUGUUGUAAAGCUGGGAAGGCAAUUGCCCAAAUACAUGGGAAGAGAGGAGAAAGUUCCCUCCACUUAGGUGGGUUUAUUAGGUUAUCGCUUGGCAGACCUGGUGAUAAGCUGGUUCAUCAUUAGCGGGAGGUGCUUUGGAACUUUUUGGUAUGCACUUUUUCAUCCUUUAAAGUUACAAUACCGGGAUCACUGCGCAGUGUCUAUUCAACACUGGCAUCCGAUUAUCUCGGGCUUUUGCUUUGGGUUCAACUGUAGUAAGCAAAGAGGAAGAAUUCACCAUACUGCUCUUUUGAAUUAUUUGAAGAAUGGAUCUCUAAACAAUCAGAGAUCUAUGUAUACAUGAAGUCCUACCACUGUUACAAAUGCUUGUUAGAAAGAAUAAACACAGUGGCGUGAGAUGAAAAUAUUAGGAUUGUGACCUGUUAGUAGAGCUUUAAUUCGCAUGGUGAUUAAAUUCCAUUAUAAGUUAAUUAAACGUUGUUUAUUACAUCGUUAUGGCUUCUGUAUAUGGCUACUUAAUUUGAGGUUGAUUCAGCACAGGCAUUUUAAUUUUUGUGCUGUUUUUGUUAGCCAGUAGAAGAGUUGGAAACUUAUAGCUGGGUAAUAGCUAUAACAUGUAAUCUAAAUCGUACAUGACUUUUAUGAAAAGGGUGUAUUAUAUUAUUUAUUACGAAA